Molecule: messenger RNA, 9724 nt
Organism: Peromyscus maniculatus bairdii (prairie deer mouse)
Lineage: Eukaryota; Metazoa; Chordata; Mammalia; Rodentia; Cricetidae
Gene: Trip12
Product: thyroid hormone receptor interactor 12
Biological process (GO): proteasome-mediated ubiquitin-dependent protein catabolic process; protein polyubiquitination; DNA damage response
Cellular component (GO): nuclear speck
Molecular function (GO): ubiquitin protein ligase activity; zinc ion binding
Source: RefSeq, a predicted model, not a curated record
GGGCCCGGAAACAGGGAAAGGGAGGCUCUGGGCUGCGGACGGCCCGGAAAUGGAAACUAGGGAGCAGCUCGAGUGACAACUGUUGUGAGGCAAGGGUCCGAGGAGCGCGGCGGGAGUGAGUUUGGACCGCGUGAAUGGUAGUGUCUAGUAAGGGUAUGUCCCUUCAAGAGAGAGGUGCCAAUGUCCAACCGGCCUAAUAACAAUCCAGGGGGGUCACUGCGACGUUCACAGAGGAACACUGCCGGGGCCCAACCACAAGACGACUCAAUAGGAGGAAGGUCACAUUUAGGGCAGGCAAAACAUAAGGGAUAUAUCCCUCCUGAGAGUAGAAAAUCUAAUUUUAAGGCACCCAAAGUGCAAUCUAAUACUACUUCUGAACUGUCAAGGGGACACCUUUCUAAAAGAAGCUGCAGUUCAUCAUCUGCUGUCAUAGUUCCACAACCAGAGGAUCCAGACAGAGCCAAUACUUCUGAAAGGCAGAAAACGGGGCAGGUGCCUAAGAAAGACAAUUCUCGAGGAGUGAAACGCAGUGCUAGUCCAGACUACAACAGGACCAAUUCUCCUAACUCUGCAAAAAAGCCCCGAGCAUUUCAGCACAUUGAGUCUCUCUCAGAAACCAAUAAGCCACAUAGUAAGUCAAAGAAGAGACAUUUAGAUCAGGAGCAACAACUGAAAUCUGCACAAUUGCCGUCAACAAGCAAGGCUCACACCAGAAAAAGUGUGGCUGCUGGUAGUUCACGGAGUCAGAAAAGAAAGAGGACAGAGAGUUCUUGUGUAAAGAGUGGUUCUGGGUCUGAAUCAACUGGUGCCGAAGAGAGAUCUGCAAAACCCACCAAGCUGGCUUCAAAAUCGGCCACCUCAGCCAAAGCUGGGUGUAGCACCAUCACCGAUUCUUCUUCUGCUGCCUCUACUUCCUCCUCAUCUUCAGCUGUAGCCUCGGCCUCUUCCACUGUACCACCAGGUGCCAGGGUGAAACAAGGAAAAGACCAGAACAAGGCCAGGCGUUCCCGUUCAGCAUCCAGCCCUAGUCCCAGAAGAAGUAGCAGGGAAAAGGAACAGAGUAAAACUGGUGGCUCUUCAAAAUUUGAUUGGGCUGCUCGUUUCAGCCCUAAAGUUAGCCUACCUAAAACAAAACUGUCUCUUCCAGGGUCUUCUAAGUCAGAGACAUCAAAACCUGGACCUUCUGGAUUACAGGCCAAAUUAGCAAGUUUAAGAAAGUCUACCAAGAAGCGCAGUGAGUCCCCACCUGCUGAGCUCCCCAGUUUGAGGAGGAGCACACGUCAAAAGACCACGGGCUCCUGUGCUAGUACCAGUCGGCGAGGCUCUGGCCUGGGCAAGAGAGGAGCAGCUGAGGCCCGGCGGCAAGAGAAAAUGGCAGACCCUGAAAGCAACCAGGAGACAGUAAAUUCCUCAGCUGCCCGGACAGAUGAAGCUCCCCAAGGAGCCGCAGCCUCUAGUUCUGUUGCAGGGGCUGUUGGCAUGACCACCUCUGGGGAGAGUGAAUCGGAUGAUUCUGAGAUGGGACGAUUACAAGCCCUGUUAGAGGCCAGGGGUCUUCCUCCUCACCUGUUUGGUCCUCUUGGUCCUCGGAUGUCACAGCUUUUCCAUAGAACAAUUGGAAGCGGAGCUAGUUCCAAGGCCCAACAGCUUCUUCAAGGACUACAAGCGAGUGAUGAGAGUCAACAGCUUCAGGCAGUCAUUGAAAUGUGUCAGCUAUUGGUUAUGGGAAACGAAGAGACUCUAGGAGGGUUUCCUGUGAAGAGUGUUGUUCCAGCUUUGAUAACAUUACUGCAGAUGGAACAUAAUUUUGACAUUAUGAAUCAUGCUUGCCGAGCCUUAACCUAUAUGAUGGAAGCACUCCCUCGGUCAUCUGCUGUUGUCGUAGAUGCUAUCCCUGUCUUCUUAGAAAAGCUGCAAGUUAUUCAGUGUAUUGAUGUGGCAGAGCAGGCCUUAACUGCCUUGGAGAUGUUGUCACGGCGACACAGUAAAGCCAUUUUACAGGCGGGUGGUUUGGCAGAUUGCUUGCUGUAUCUAGAAUUCUUCAGCAUAAAUGCCCAAAGAAAUGCACUAGCAAUUGCAGCUAAUUGCUGCCAGAGUAUCACACCAGAUGAGUUUCAUUUUGUGGCAGAUUCCCUACCAUUGCUUACCCAAAGGCUAACUCAUCAGGACAAAAAGUCAGUAGAAAGCACUUGCCUUUGUUUUGCACGUCUAGUGGACAACUUUCAACACGAGGAGAAUUUACUGCAGCAGGUUGCUUCCAAAGAUCUGCUUACAAAUGUUCAACAACUGUUGGUAGUGACUCCACCAAUUUUAAGUUCUGGGAUGUUUAUAAUGGUGGUUCGCAUGUUCUCUCUGAUGUGUUCCAACUGCCCAACAUUAGCUGUUCAACUUAUGAAACAAAACAUUGCAGAAACGCUUCACUUCCUCCUGUGUGGUGCCUCUAAUGGAAGUUGUCAAGAGCAGAUUGAUCUUGUGCCACGAAGUCCUCAAGAACUGUAUGAACUGACAUCUCUGAUUUGUGAACUUAUGCCAUGUUUACCAAAAGAAGGCAUUUUUGCAGUUGAUACCAUGUUGAAGAAGGGAAAUGCCCAGAACACAGAUGGUGCAAUUUGGCAGUGGCGGGAUGACCGAGGUCUCUGGCAUCCCUAUAACAGGAUUGACAGCCGGAUCAUUGAGGUAGCAGCCCAUCAGGUCGGUGAGGAUGAGAUAAGCUUGUCCACUCUGGGACGAGUUUAUACUAUUGAUUUUAAUUCUAUGCAGCAAAUCAAUGAGGACACGGGAACAGCACGUGCCAUUCAGAGAAAACCUAACCCCUUAGCCAAUACUAACACUAGUGGAUAUUCAGAGUUAAAGAAGGAUGAUGCUCGAGCACAGCUAAUGAAAGAAGACCCGGAACUGGCUAAGUCUUUCAUUAAGACCUUAUUUGGUGUUCUCUAUGAAGUGUAUAGCUCCUCGGCAGGACCUGCAGUCAGACAUAAGUGCCUUAGAGCAAUUCUUAGGAUAAUUUAUUUUGCUGAUGCUGAACUUCUGAAGGAUGUUCUGAAAAAUCAUGCUGUUUCAAGUCACAUUGCUUCCAUGCUAUCAAGCCAAGACCUGAAGAUAGUAGUUGGAGCACUUCAAAUGGCAGAAAUCUUAAUGCAAAAGUUACCUGAUAUUUUUAGUGUUUACUUCAGAAGAGAAGGUGUCAUGCACCAAGUAAAACAUUUAGCAGAAUCUGAGUCUUUGUUGACAAGUCCACCAAAGGCCUGCACAAAUGGGUCAGGAUCCCUGGGGUCUACAACACCAGCCAGCAGUGGGACAGCCACGGCUGCAACCAAUGCUUCUGCUGAUCUGGGGUCACCCAGUUUGCAGCAUAGCAGAGAUGAUUCUCUGGACCUGAGCCCUCAAGGUCGAUUGAGUGAUGUUCUCAAGAGAAAACGACUGCCAAAACGAGGGCCAAGGAGGCCUAAGUACUCACCUCCAAGAGAUGAUGACAAAGUAGACAAUCAAGCUAAAAGCCCUACCACUACUCAGUCACCUAAAUCUUCCUUCCUGGCAAGCUUGAAUCCAAAAACAUGGGGAAGGUUAAGUGCACAGUCCAACAGCAACAACAUCGAGCCAGCACGCACUGCGGGAGUCAGUGGUCUUGCCAGGGCAGCCUCAAAAGACACCAUAUCCAAUAACAGAGAAAAAAUUAAAGGUUGGAUUAAGGAGCAGGCACAUAAAUUUGUUGAGCGUUAUUUUAGUUCUGAGAAUAUGGAUGGAAGCAACCCUGCCUUGAAUGUACUUCAGAGACUUUGUGCUGCAACUGAACAACUCAACCUCCAGGUGGACGGUGGAGCUGAGUGCCUUGUAGAAAUCCGUAGCAUAGUCUCUGAGUCAGAUGUUUCAUCAUUUGAAAUCCAACAUAGUGGAUUUGUGAAACAGCUGUUGCUGUAUUUGACAUCUAAAAGUGAAAAGGAUGCUGUCAGCAGAGAGAUCCGAUUAAAGCGAUUCCUACAUGUCUUUUUUUCUUCUCCACUUCCUGGAGAAGAGCCCAUUGGAAGAGUAGAACCAGUGGGCCAUGCACCUUUAUUGGCACUAGUUCACAAGAUGAACAACUGUCUCAGCCAAAUGGAACAAUUUCCAGUCAAAGUGCACGAUUUCCCUAGUGGAAAUGGGGCUGGCGGCAGCUUUUCUCUCAACAGAGGAUCACAAGCUUUAAAAUUUUUCAACACACAUCAGUUAAAAUGUCAGUUACAAAGACACCCAGACUGUGCAAAUGUGAAGCAGUGGAAAGGCGGGCCUGUUAAGAUUGAUCCCCUGGCUCUGGUGCAAGCUAUUGAAAGAUACCUUGUGGUUAGAGGGUAUGGAAGAGUAAGAGAAGAUGAUGAAGACAGUGAUGAUGAUGGAUCAGAUGAGGAAAUAGAUGAGUCUCUGGCUGCUCAGUUUUUAAAUUCGGGAAAUGUAAGGCACAGGCUACAGUUUUAUAUUGGAGAACAUUUACUACCAUAUAACAUGACUGUGUAUCAGGCAGUGCGGCAGUUCAGUGUCCAGGCUGAAGAUGAAAGGGAAUCUACGGAUGAUGAGAGCAAUCCUCUGGGAAGAGCUGGUAUUUGGACAAAGACUCAUACAAUAUGGUACAAACCUGUGAGAGAGGAUGAAGAAAGUAGUAAAGAUUGUGUUGGUGGCAAAAGGGGGAGAGCCCAAACAGCUCCCACAAAAACUUCUCCCAGAAAUGCAAAGAAGCACGAUGAGUUAUGGCAUGAUGGAGUGUGCCCGUCAGUAGCAAAUCCUUUAGAAGUUUACCUCAUUCCCACACCACCUGAAAAUAUCACCUUUGAAGACCCAUCCUUAGAUGUGAUCCUCCUUUUAAGAGUUUUACACGCCAUCAGUCGAUACUGGUAUUACUUGUAUGAUAAUGCGAUGUGCAAGGAGAUUAUUCCAACUAGUGAAUUUAUUAACAGUAAGUUAACAGCAAAAGCGAAUAGGCAGCUUCAAGAUCCUCUAGUAAUCAUGACAGGAAACAUCCCAACAUGGCUCACUGAGCUAGGAAAAACCUGCCCGUUUUUCUUUCCUUUUGAUACCCGACAAAUGCUUUUUUAUGUAACUGCAUUUGAUCGGGACCGGGCCAUGCAACGAUUACUUGAUACCAACCCAGAAAUCAACCAGUCUGAUUCCCAAGACAGCAGAGUUGCACCUAGAUUGGAUAGAAAAAAGCGCACUGUGAACAGAGAGGAGCUGCUAAAACAAGCUGAGUCCGUGAUGCAGGACCUUGGGAGUUCACGGGCAAUGUUAGAAAUCCAGUAUGAAAAUGAGGUUGGUACAGGUCUUGGGCCAACACUGGAGUUUUAUGCACUUGUUUCUCAGGAACUACAGAGGGCUGACUUGGGUCUCUGGAGAGGUGAAGAAGUAACUCUUAGCAAUCCAAAAGGAAGCCAAGAAGGGACCAAGUAUAUUCAAAACCUCCAGGGCCUGUUUGCGCUUCCCUUUGGUAGGACAGCUAAGCCAGCUCAUAUCGCAAAGGUUAAGAUGAAGUUUCGCUUCUUAGGAAAAUUAAUGGCUAAGGCUAUCAUGGAUUUCAGAUUGGUGGACCUUCCCCUUGGCCUGCCCUUUUAUAAGUGGAUGCUGCGGCAGGAAACUUCACUGACAUCUCAUGAUUUAUUUGACAUUGAUCCGGUUGUAGCCAGAUCAGUAUAUCACCUAGAAGACAUUGUCAGACAGAAGAAGAGACUGGAGCAGGAUAAAUCCCAGACCAAAGAGAGUCUACAGUAUGCAUUAGAAACUCUUACGAUGAAUGGCUGUUCAGUGGAAGAUCUAGGACUGGAUUUCACGCUGCCAGGGUUUCCCAACAUUGAACUGAAGAAAGGAGGGAAAGAUAUACCAGUGACUAUCCACAAUUUGGAGGAAUACCUAAGAUUGGUGAUAUUCUGGGCACUAAAUGAAGGUGUUUCUAGGCAAUUUGACUCAUUCAGAGAUGGAUUUGAAUCAGUUUUCCCACUCAGUCAUCUUCAGUACUUCUACCCAGAAGAACUGGAUCAGCUCCUGUGUGGCAGUAAAGCAGACACUUGGGAUGCAAAAACAUUGAUGGAAUGCUGCAGGCCUGAUCAUGGCUAUACUCAUGACAGUCGAGCUGUGAAGUUCUUGUUUGAGAUUCUCAGUAGUUUUGAUAAUGAGCAGCAGAGGUUGUUUCUCCAGUUUGUGACGGGUAGCCCACGAUUGCCGGUUGGAGGGUUCCGGAGUUUAAAUCCACCUCUGACAAUUGUGCGGAAGACAUUUGAAUCAACAGAAAACCCAGAUGACUUCUUACCCUCUGUAAUGACUUGUGUGAACUAUCUUAAGUUGCCGGACUACUCGAGCAUUGAGAUAAUGCGUGAUAAACUGUUGAUAGCAGCAAGAGAAGGCCAACAGUCGUUCCAUCUUUCCUGAUCACAACAAGAAAUCAAUGUCUGCCUGUUACAGCAAAAGAAAAAAAAAUCAUGAUUUCUUUUCUGUGUGUCACCUGAGUCAAGGAAACAUGUUCCUCCUUCUUGUUGUAGGAAAUCGGCUUGCAGAUUAUAAUUCAUAAUGGCCCCGUGGACUUAAAGUGAUCAGGCCCUAAAACGUUGUUGUGAUGAGGUUUCUUUAGCAAGUUCGUGUUUAAAUUAUCAUUUAUUUGAUGAGUGAAGUUUUUAACUUGCUUUGCUGUGUGAAAUUUCAAAGGGAUGUUUUUUCAGGCUGGAACAAUAAAUGUCGCUGUGCAGUUUAAUUCUGGGCUGUGUGUAUCCAUCUAGCUAAGUUUGCAAUUUGUUUCUUCCAAAGACAACUCUUGUACAUAAGUACAGACAUUAAACUCAUGUGUAUUUGACAACUCUAGUUUAGUAAAUGGGUUCUGUGUGCUUUCCACCUCUCUCUCUAAAUUUCUUUUCCCACUUCAUUGCUGCCUCUGCAGUUCAAACAGGUUGUUUUUGUUUUUAAAUAAUGCAACAUGAACAGUUAAAGACAUUUUCAUUAGCCCUGGGCCUUGUCAUCCUGGGCUCUUUCAAAUUAAGAUAACAAUUUAAAAUUUAUUGAAUUUAAAUAUAUUCUCAAUAUAAUUCAGCCUUUGUAACUAGGUAAGUAGGCUUUUCUUAUAGCUUAGUUUUAAUAUAGUUACAGAGCACUCCUGGCUUUUUGCCAAGUGACACACUAGGUCUGUUUACAUAUUUCCAUCACCCUCUGGAAAGGAGGAAGGAAAGCGCAUUCAUUUUUCUGUGUAGGUUAAAAGGUCCACAGCUUGGGCUGGCCAGUAUUUAUCCUAUGGCCAGACCAUUUUAAAUUGAUGUCAAGUUUUAAAUUAAUUACUUUUCAUUCCGUAUUGGAGUUUAAACGAUUUUUUUCCUUCCCUUACUCCUGUUUUAAGUUGCUGUUCUCAGUCUUUAUUUCACUCUCUCAUCAUCUCCCAGCGUUAAUUGCAGAUGAACCGCUCAGCCUUUGUCUCCACACAGAUCAAAGCACCUGUAAACAAUGCUGUCCAUUUGUUUGUGUGCUCAUUUCUCAGAUCUGCAAUAAUCCGUCAGGUUAAUGUUUUUACCUAAAAAUAAAAGAAGUUUGCUUCACCAUUUUUGUUGAUAGUUCUGUGCUGUACACAUGCCCACCUGUCUAAUAAGCCGUUUCGGCCACAUUACAGUGCAAGAAAGUCGUUGUGUGACCACAAGUCCAGCUGUGGCGGGUCUUGUUGUUUACAGCUUCUUGAACACAAAAUGUGGAAAGAAAAUGGGAGCUGAUCCAUUCCUUCCUAAGGCUCAAAUGAAGACUAAUAAAUUUGAACUCUGCCUUCAUCUCCUUAAAAAUGAGAUGCACCUUUUUUUAAAAACAAAAAACAAAACUGAACUUUGAAAAAACUAAUUGUGCUGACUCUCUUGACAUACAGCCUUCUUCAUCCCAUCUCCCCAAAGGAAGGUAGUGGUUUAGUUUACUACUGUAACUGUCAUUCUACACUGACCUUGCCUUACGUGGAAACAUCCUCUGCUGACAGAAAUCUCUUGACAGUUUGCCCAGUGUGGAGGAGUUGGGGCCAGGAGGCCUCUGCUCACAGAGGCUUGUAAAUGAGCAAUGUUACCUAGAGGGGGAGGGAUUUGGGUUCUUCAGCUUCACCCUGUUGGCCAGAAGAUCUGGGCUCCUUUGUCUCCAAAGUUCUUGUGUUUUACAAACUGAGCACAAACAUUUUUGUGUGAACAUAGCAUUUUGUUCCUCACUUUUUAAAGGUCUGUUAAAAUGUAGACAUCUGUAUAAAAGUGAUGUUUCAUAUUAAAAUAACCUGUAUUUGCAUUUUACACCUGUGGUGCUGGCAGAUUUGGCUUCAAUGAUUCCUUGCAUCAAUUGAAUGCUUAUGGUUCUCACUGGACUGUUUCAGAGCCGGAAGUCAUUGAAAAGCUUUGGUUGUCAUUUUACUGUGUUCAGUGCGUGGGACCUGUGGUUAAUUGGGGUCAGGAAGACCACAUUUUAAAGCACUCUCAGCAGAGGCCUUAGUUUUGCACACCUGGGGAAUGUACACUUGGUUUGCUGUUCUAGUCCUCACUAAAGGAUUGAUUCAGGGACCAGCAAGCACCAUUGGUAUGACAGCCAAUGCUGCACUGUCAGGAUGUUAACAGAAUCUCCCUUGUCCUAGGAGAGUAGACUGCAUAUUGAUCUAAGAGGCAGUAGGUGCCGUGGCCCAGCUCAGCAAAAGCAUAUCAUAUAGCCACCAACACUGGGAGAGUCUGGUUGUUGUCGAGCUAGGCACACCUCAUGAGAAGUUUUACAGCCAACAGCUGAGCUCCUGUUCAAGAGUGACUUGAGCAUCUUGUGCAUGAAGGCCAAGGACCAGAGCCCCAGGUUGUCCCCACUCCUGUCUGUGUUUCUACUCCAACAGUCCCGCCAGCACUGUGCAGUCAUGCCUUUCGUUUUUGUUGUUUUGUCUUUAAUGUGGGUGGGUGCUGGUGACCCAAACUAGGUCCUCAUGCUUAUGGCUCAAGCACUCAACCCACUGAGCCGUCGUCUCCCUAGCCCAUCACCAGCAGAUUGAGUUUUUGGUGUUCUCUCAAGUUCACCUUGUUUUGAGAUUUUUUUUUCAUUUAACAGUACAAAGUACAAAGUUGAGGAAAUAGGAUGGUCACCAUUAUUCCAAGACUGGUUGGGAGGAAAUGUGUAAAAGUGUAUUACUAUGCCUAGGAUUUCCUGAGUGGUUCUGGGUGUUCCUUUGACAGAAAUGACCUCCAUUUGUUUCUUUUACACUUUGGUUUCCUGACCCAUUUUGUUUUCUCUGUUGUAAUGAGAAUAUUGUCUUGAACUGUCAUGCUCUGUAUGAUUCUUUGAGAAGUGUUAUAUAGGUGUUAGGUUUGACAUUGCUGUAGCUGGUAUCCACAGUAAGGAGUGACCUUGUGACAGGUCAUUGGAAAGUCCCAGUUACCCAGACAGUAAUACCAGGCAACGCAUAGCACUUAACUACAUCAAAAAAUUGGCAUAUGACAAGAAGUUCAACUGAACAACUAAUGGCGAGAAGAAAUUCCUUAAUGCUUACAGACUUAUUCUUUAUCAAGGAGACAGUCUUCAAUAAUGGAAGAGGGAGUUUUAUUUUUACUACAAACGGACUCAAAACCAAACUGAUAAGCAACUGCUGAUCUCUGUAAAGUGUUUUCUUUCUCUUUUGAUCUGAAACAUUUAUACGAACUGCUGGAAUAAUGGAACUUCAGACUAAUGUGUAUGUAAAAUUGCAUCGAUGCCCUGACUUCCUGACUAUAUUUUUAAUAAACGGCAUUAUCCUUCA